Messenger RNA from Ctenopharyngodon idella (grass carp), 2965 nucleotides. It is a transcript of the gene siah1, whose product is annotated as siah E3 ubiquitin protein ligase 1. Gene Ontology annotation, cellular component: cytoplasm. The transcript has 3 exons. Gene Ontology annotation, molecular function: zinc ion binding; ubiquitin protein ligase activity; ubiquitin conjugating enzyme binding. The coding region runs from base 748 to 1752 and encodes 334 amino acids. NCBI's taxonomy places the organism in Eukaryota, Metazoa, Chordata, Actinopteri, Cypriniformes, Xenocyprididae. Gene Ontology annotation, biological process: multicellular organism development; proteasome-mediated ubiquitin-dependent protein catabolic process. The record is from RefSeq and is a predicted model, not a curated record.
GGAGAGAGCAUGCUGACUUCAGACUGACAUUUGACUCCUCAACCCACAGGCAACAGUGGUGACGGUGCAGGCGGGACUCUCCUUAUUUCUGCGGUCGUUCUGAGAGUUUGCUCCUCUGUGCAACAGCAUGUUUCUUGCUUCUCCGUUUUCUUCACUUGGAAAGCUGACGGGGUACUCCGAAAGUCCUGGGAGUGGUCUCUCUCAAACGAGUCCUGGAAUGUGCUUUUAAAGGGAGGAAAAGCCUAUCAACGUGACUCCUUAACCCUGUUUUUUAGUUUUUCCCUCUUUCCUGGGAUUGCUACUUAAGUCUCCUUUCAGGCGCUGGAAACUGGAUCUACUUGUGUAACAUUCCUAGAUUACAUCAAAUACGUUUUUUUUUUUUUUUUUUUUUUUUUUCCCCCUCACUUUCCGCUUGACCAAAUUUCUUUGCUCAUCCUGGACUAUUCUUUACUGAAGCGAAAGUCUUUAAAAAAGCAAAUGUCCUGCUCUCCACUUUAAGGGAAGGCUGCUGGAAUUACGCAAAUUGUGCGAGUGUGUUCGGGACUCAUCCCUUCCUCCUUUGGGGGGUUUGGGGUGGGGAUACCUUACAGUGGCCCUGGGUGACCUGUUGGAGCUGUGUUUCUGUCUAUCACGGCUAUUCGAAUAAGAUUAUAGGAAAACGAGAGUGAAACAGGAAAGGAGGGACCCUGUCUUAUGGGACCUUUUGUUUUUAUGGAAAGAGCACGAUGAAGAGUCAAUCUGCUCCCCAUGUCUGCUACUGUUAGACUACAGCCUGUGUACUCAUGGAAGGGGGUGCUCAAGCUCUUCUCUUGCAUAGCGGCCCGAACUGCUAGCAAAACUAAAGAGGUCCACACAUUUCAAGGAAAAAAGAAAGACGUACUUGGGAAUCAUAUGGACGAAGAAAUGAGUCGCCAGACUGCCACAGCGCUGCCCACAGGAACCUCUAAGUGUCCCCCUUCUCAGCGCGUCCCAAACUUGUCGGGCACCACCGCAUCCAACAGUGACCUCGCCAGCCUGUUUGAGUGCCCGGUUUGUUUUGACUAUGUGCUGCCGCCCAUCCUGCAGUGCCAGAGCGGGCAUUUGGUUUGUAGCAACUGCCGGCCCAAACUCACCUGCUGCCCUACCUGCAGAGGCCCACUUGGGUCAAUUCGCAAUUUGGCCAUGGAGAAAGUGGCCAACUCGGUGCUUUUCCCUUGCAAGUACGCCUCAUCAGGCUGCGAAGUUACCCUUCCGCACACAGACAAGGCUGAACACGAGGAGCUUUGUGAAUUCCGGCCAUACUCUUGCCCCUGUCCUGGCGCCUCCUGCAAGUGGCAGGGAUCUCUCGAUGCCGUCAUGCCUCACUUGCUGCACCAGCACAAGUCCAUAACCACGCUACAAGGUGAGGAUAUUGUCUUCCUGGCCACAGACAUCAACUUGCCUGGGGCAGUGGACUGGGUCAUGAUGCAGUCGUGCUUCGGCUUCCAUUUUAUGCUCGUGUUAGAGAAGCAGGAGAAAUACGACGGCCACCAGCAGUUCUUUGCCAUCGUGCAGCUGAUCGGCACACGAAAACAGGCGGAAAACUUCGCCUACCGGCUGGAGUUAAAUGGCCAUCGGCGGCGGCUCACCUGGGAGGCGACGCCACGUUCCAUCCAUGAGGGCAUUGCCACCGCCAUCAUGAACAGUGACUGCCUGGUGUUUGACACCUCCAUUGCUCAGCUGUUUGCGGAGAAUGGCAACCUGGGCAUCAAUGUCACCAUAUCCAUGUGCUGAGGACUAACAGCUGUGCAUACUUGAACACAUACACACAUGAAACCAGACAUUUCAGAACACCGCAGGAUACCUUGAGUUGUGCUUGGGGGACGGGGGAGUAGCUAUCCUAGGGAACUUUUUGCUGUUGUACGUUCCAAGUAGUCAUAAAAAAAAACUGUUAUUGGUUGGAGCUUGGCACGUCCGACCAGACUUUACUCCUGGGUUCUCAGUUUUAUGCUACAAUAUUAUAUAAAUUAAAUAAUUAAUGUAUUCUACAUUUUUGAGAGCAACAUUCAUUGCCCUUGAAGGUAUAGGAAAGCCACGUUUGUGGAAUGGACAUUUGCAAAUGUGGCACUUGGAACAAGGGUUUGAGGAACAGCACGCCGAGCUGGAUGGCGGUUGGGAAUACUGAUCAAUUCUGAGGUGGGUUUGCUCAAAAGGUGCAACCCUUAGAGCAAUUUUUUUUCAUCCUGUUUUGUUUCCCAAGAAGUUUUACAUUUCAGUUCAGAUGAAACACUAACGUUUGUUAAAAUAUUAGGUUUUGUUUUGUGUCUUCCCCACCCCAAGUUAAGAUUUCAUUUUAGAGUUCUUGUUUGUUUCUGCCUAUCACUGCAGUGUUUCUCCUGUUUGUUUUUGAAGGGAUAGUUUCAUAACUUGGCACAUGCACAUCAAGCCAGGUUGUAAAAAUAGUCAAGUUUCUGUCUGUCAAUGCCACACUUCUUUUUUUUUUUUUUUUUUUUUUAAAUAUCAAACUCUUAACAGCUUGAUUCAAGUUGUGCAGUGUAUGCAUGAGAUCUUAAGUUUUGUUGCCUGAGAUGGAAGCCCUCCAUUACAAACAGUGGAGUAAACACUGCACUGAAUAUCAGGCUAGGAACGGGGGCAAUUAAUACAGUUAUUAUAAUGAGAUUAUUGUCAUAAUUAUCAUUUUGUAAUGACUUAUAAGAAAAUGGAAUGAAAAAGGCUGUUGUAACCUUGUGGCUAAUCUUCAGUGUUUGUAGAUAGUGUUGUUCUUCAGAAGACCUCAAUGUCUUCUUUUUCUCUUUUUGUAAGUCAAUAAUUUUGUUGCUGUUGUUCUUUGUAUGUCUGUAUUUCUGUUUUUUGCAAGGAUAGGGUGAAGCAAAGCCAAACAUCUCUGUGGAUACAUUGUACUGUUGCUAGUCCUGAUCUCUAAUUUUAUUUGUUUUAUUGUUUGUUUUGUUCUAUUUUGCCAGUAAAUAAAUCUAUCUUUUUCAUA